Leptinotarsa decemlineata (Colorado potato beetle) is the source of this 1973-nucleotide messenger RNA. RefSeq names its product esterase E4. The record is from RefSeq and is a predicted model, not a curated record. NCBI's taxonomy places the organism in Eukaryota, Metazoa, Arthropoda, Insecta, Coleoptera, Chrysomelidae.
UUUGCUUGGACUAAACGCACCUCCUUUCAACCACUGUCACUGAAUAAUCUUUACUCGUAUUUUAAACGUGCAUGAUUUGACUUAUCAUAAAAACAGGUUGAUUUAUUCAACCAAUUAGUAUUAAUUCGUAGUACCGAAAAAUGUUUUGUAAAUGAUUCCGGAAAAUAUUAUUUAUCAUAGGUGAUAAGAACAUUGGUGUAAUUAAUGUGUUUGAUUCUCUGUCGCACUGUUCAGUUUAGAAUACUUCACGUGUUAAUACAACUGUUUUCAAGAAUGCCUGGUUGGGUAGUUUUGUUACUAUUGUUCACGACUGUUACAACCAGCCUUCAAUAUUCUGAGGACCAGUACCCUAUAGUAGCAACGAAACUUGGAAAAAUUAGGGGUAACAUCACACAGUCAAGGUUGGGAAGGGUUAUUUACUCUUUCAGAGGUAUUCGUUAUGCCAAACCGCCCGUUAACGAAUUGAGGUUUCAGCCACCCGUACCUGUUGAAAAAUGGGAAGGAAUAUAUGAUGCCACAAAGGAUGGAAUGCAUUGUCCACAACCGCGUAGAUUUGGAAGCUCUUCUGAAGAUUGUUUAAUUGUUAAUGUUUACACUACUCAGCUGCCAACUACAGGUAAAAAUCCUAAACGCCCUGUAAUCAUCCAUAUACCUAGUGGAAGAUUUUUCAAUGGAGGAUCUAUCAGUACUCGACUAGGUCCAAAUUACUUCAUGGAUCAAGACAUCGUUCUCGUAACUUUCAACUACAGGGUGGCAUCACUAGGUUUUUUGAGUACUGGAGACAAAUAUGCACCCGGUAACAAUGGUCUCAAAGAUCAAGUAGAAUUAUUGAAAUGGGUCAAAAAUAAUAUUGAAGAUUUCGGAGGCGAUCCAAAUUCUGUAACAAUUACAGGAUAUAGUGCUGGAGGUAGCAGUGUAGUGAUGCAUAUGGUGUCUCCCAUGUCACGAGGUAAGUUAUACAGAACUGUUUUUCGAUGUCCUCCACUCUUUCAUUUUUCAUGCAGGUCGAUUCAGAAAAUCAAAAUUCGAGAUAAUAAAAUUGAUGCAGAAAAACUAUUGAAUUGCUUGAAAACCGUACCUGCUCAGAGAAUAGGAGAAACUUUGGAAGAUUUCAGGGAAUUUGGCAUUGAUCCCAGUAUUGUGUGGGGACCAGUGAUUGAGGGUGACUUUGGACAGAGUAGAUUCUUAUCAGAAAAUCCCUUCAAGCUCAUUAUGGAAGGACAUUUCCAGGAAGUACCUUUCUUGGUUGGUCAAACCAAAGAUGAAUUAGGAAAUAAUGCACUUCUGGAUAUCAACAAUGCCUCUCUCACUCGAGAACUGAAUGAAGAAUUCGAGAGGGUAGCCCCCAUUGUAUUCCUUUACGAAAGAAACACCAGUCGAUCUAGAUAUAUCAGCAGAUACGUGAAAAGUUUUUACUUUCACGACAAACCUAUAGAUCGAUCCCAAGUCGAAAAUUUAACAAGAGCAUAUUCAGACCCGAUUGUAGGUUUCUUCAACAACCGUGCAGCAAAACUGAUAGCUCGAUGUGGAAGAAAACCUGUUUACUACUAUUGUUUCACAUUCCAAGGACGAUACAGCAACUUAUAUCUUCCUAAGCCAGAUAACAUUUCAUGGGUUGUCCAUCUUGAUGAUCUGAUGUAUCUACUCUACGACUCGGUAAAUUUUCCACUCUUUGGUAAAGAUUCACCUAAACCGGAAGUAGAUAUGGUUGAAAAGCUCACAACAAUGUAUGCAAAUUUUGCUAGAACUGGUAAUCCAACACCACACAAAACUGAAGUACUAGAAAAUGUGCAGUGGGAACCUUUCACACCAAAAUGUCAGAAAUAUUUGGAUAUCGGCAAAAACCUGGUUGUGAAACAAAGACUGUAUCAGAGGCGAUUUGAAUUCUGGGAGUAUUUAUUUCCCUUGAGUAUUUACCAAAAGUAGCUGAUCGAUCGAUUAUGUGAAAAUAAUAAAUGAUGAUGAGUAAAAAA